AUGAGCACAAAAGUUGAUCCCACCAACUCCGAUCGUUCGUCGUGGAAGAGAGACAAUCCAAAUCAGGCACGUGAUGCCAUCUCAUGGCACGCUUACACUAGUGGCUUGAAGGCCGGUACUAUCACUGCCAUCUUUGCUGCUGCAGCUGUAGUUACGAGCAACAAGUACUGGCCAGCAUUUCGAAACCGUUUAGGCGUAAGUGGGAAGACGGCACUGAUCGUAUCGCCUUUUCUUGGUGCUUUUACGAUUGUGGCUGAAAAUCAUUUGGUGCAUGGCGCUCGGAACCCUGACAUGUAUUUGGCUACUAUUGACGGCACGUACGUGGCACCGAAGAAAGAGGCGUCGCAGCUUAAAUUAUGGCAGAAAAGUGCCAACUUGUUGUACGACCACCCGUAUCGUGCUCUGAUCACAGUGGGUGUGCCUCUUGUUGGUGGCAUUUAUAGCUACCAGCAUUUGAACAAGGGCAUUUCGGUUUCGCAGCAGAUCAUGCACACACGUAUUUACGGCCAGGCGUCAGUGGUUGUAUUGCUGCUGAGCUCUAUGGCUUUUCAUGACUAUAUGGCCAAGCGUGGCAAGUUUACGAUUGAGGACAAUGAGGAGUAG
This is a messenger RNA of Peronospora farinosa, 603 nucleotides long. NCBI's taxonomy places the organism in Eukaryota, Oomycota, Peronosporomycetes, Peronosporales, Peronosporaceae. The record is from the annotation of a GenBank genome assembly.